UCUUCCAUAUGCCAUCGUCUUCUCUUCCUUAUGUGUAGCCUCCUCAGCCUCUUGCCCCAACAGUGCUACUAGUAAGCACUGUACGGACCCGUUUGCUCAGUCGUCUCGUCUCGUCACGUGCUUCGAGAUCGUUCUGUCGUUUAUCUGCAGCAAGUUGUUUGAGUCCAGCGUCGACUUUCUUCGCAGUUCAACUUGCACAGCUUGUCGGAUUAUCGGGAUGACAAAUCGGUGGUCAGCGGCAGCGCUGCGAUACGACGGCAUGAUGGGGAUUCUAACAUCUCAUCGCAACUUACUGCCCGCUUUCAGUACUGGGGGUGAUUCUUGGAGAAGCCGCCCUCAGAAUGCACUCAACCUAGAUACUACUAACAAGGGAGCGAUUCAAGAUCCAUCAAAUUUUCCAAGUAGUCAUUGCGAGCGCAGUCACUGCGCGUAUCUUCCCCUUACGGUGAUUGUGACGGUGUCCGAAUGUCUAAGCCCAACGAUAGCUGCGGAGAACCGCGCGCCUGGUUUCCGCCGCCGGCAGCUUCCCCCGUGCGCAGCCCGCACGCGGAGAUCGUUCGGCGGAAGGCAACCUCGUCGUUCGAUAUGGAUGCGGUGUGGGACGCCGCUUUCGCGCGCAUUGGCGGAUCAUACGCGGUUGGAGGUACGGGCGCGGAGCGGGAACGCACGCGCGCGGAAGGGGACUCGGAGUCAUAUGCGGGGGCUCUGCGGAAAAGCGGCGGGGGAACGGCGGUAACGGGCGCCGGCAAUGCUUCCACUGGCGGAAUUGGCGGCGGAAAGUUUCUCCGCUUCCUGCGUCGGGGGGUAAACGGCAGCGCGCGCGAGUUGGUAGGCAGCUCCGCCAAGAGCGGUCCGCCUGCGCGCACCAGCGGUCCGUCUGCGCGGACUUCCGCCGACCUUUUCCGCUUCCGUCGCUCGUCGUGGGGCGAGGGGCGGACGACGUCCCAGACGAACACCCCCGAAGUUGGCGAAAAAUGUGGCGAUGCGGCAGCGAGCAACGCUGUUACCACAGGCAGGACCCUGCUGGGGGCUCAAGACGUUGAACCUCCCAGCUCUGCGUCAGUAAACGGUGGAGGGGGAGGGGGAGGGGGAGGGGGAGAACGGGGAAGGGGGGGAGGAGGAGGCGGACGAGGAGGAGGAGGCAGGGGAGGAAGGGGAGGAGGAAGGGAAAGGGAAGCAGGAGAAGUGGCCGACACAAGGGCAAUGGUUGGUGGCAGCAGCAGGCACAGGCCAGUCUCCAGAAGCUUCCAGGCGGCUGCAACAGCCACGGCGGCACUAGUAAUUGCUUCGCGGGUGCAGCCCACCCCAGAAGCGCCGCCUCUUGAAAAAGAAUCUCAGCCCUCUCCACCGCCUUCCUCCCUAUCUCUCCCCGCUUCCUCCGCCCCGCCUCAGCCGUCCCACCCCGAGCGUCGCCUGAUCCGUUCCGCCACUGCACCGCUUCGGGGGGCACAGAGCGAUUCUGCUUUUGAGCCGCCUCCAAAGCGUUCCGCCACUGCAUCCCUUCGGGGGGCACAGAGCAAUUCUUGGUGCAGCGGUAGCGGCAGCGGCAGCGGCAGCAGGGGCGGCAAGGGUGCGGGUUCCCUCCCCUUCACUGAUGGCGACAGCAGCCUCAACAGAAGCAGCAGCAGCAGCAGCAGCAGCAGCGGUUACCGCUCUGGCCAGGCCGGUGUCACAACGACCUGGGCACAGGCACAGGCACAGGCACAGGCACAGGCACAGGCACAGGCACAGGCACAGGCACAGGCACAGGCACAGGCACAGGCACAGGCACAGGCGCCCACCAGCAGCGUGGCACGUCCUCUGCCCCUGGCACUGCCGCGGCUACUGCCACUGGCCGCUACUCACCUCCAACCGGAACCCCCCAGUGAGCCGCGGAGCGCCACCCCCUCCCCGCGCAGAGGCAAGCACGUGCUCCUUGCACCGACCCGGGGGACCAGCCUCCUCCGCUCCUCCUCUCUCCCUCCCCUCGCCAUUCCUCCUCGGUCAACCGCUUCCCCUUCCCCCGCCCCCCAGCCCCCCGCCUCCCCUUCCGCCUCAGCUUGUUCCCCCCCCGGCGUCUCUUCCCUUGGUCGCAAUGGCAAUGGUGAUAACUGCAAUGAUGGCGAUGGGGAUGGGGAUGGGGAUGGCGAUGGCGAUGGGGAUGGGGAUGGCGAUGGGGAUGGCGAUGGGGAUGGCGAUGGGGAUGGCGAUGGGGAUGGGGAUGGGGAUGUUGAUGGAAUGGUGUUGGCAUGGCCCGUCCAGAAAAGAAGCCAGAAAAGGUGGGUUUCCGCGCACCACCCUGCACCAUCCGCGCACCACCCUGCACCAUCCGCGCACCACCCUGCACCAUCCGCGCACCACCCUGCUCCAUCCGCGCACCACCCUGCUCCAUCCGCGCACCACCCUGCUCCAUCCGCGCACCACCCUGCUCCAUCCGCGCACCACCCUGCUCCAUCCGCCCAUCGCCCUGCACCAUCCGCAGAGGCUCAGCUUGUGGCGGAAAUAACUGGACAGCUGGGGGGAGAAGAUUGGGGGGAGAGGGGGAAGAUUGGGGGGAGCGGGGGGGGGCAGAAAAUCGAGGGGAGCGGAGACCCAGCAGCUUCCCCAGCUUGCGUUUCAGUUCAAGGACCCUUCCCCAUAAAGAGGCUCUCGUUACAGGUACAAGAGCGGCUGGCGCACCUGCAGGUGACUUUCGACAGCCCCCCUUCUGACGCUGACUCUGAUAACGAGACUGCUUAUGGUGAGAGUGCUUAUGGCGAGAGUGCUUAUAAUGAGGGGGGGAAACUUAACCCUAAAGGGAAGAUUGAUCUGCGAGCCGUGGCUUCAGUUCUGCUGGGGAAAUCAGAAGAAGCUGUUUCAGCGACCCUGCUGGCUACAGCCCCAGUUACUUCCCCUCCAAGAGCACAACCAGUCUCCUCCCCUCAUGAGCCUUCAGUGACACAUCCCUUCCCCACCCUUUCCCCCCCACCGCCUUUCCCCAGCGCCCUUGCCCGCUCACCCUCCCCCAGCGCCCCAGUCUCUUCCCCCUCCUCCUCCCCUUCCCGCCAGCACAAGCCCAUACCCGCCAUGUUCUCCCGCCCCCCUCCCCCCACCACCCCUACUCCCACUCCACCCCAUUCAACUUCUGCCGUUUCCUUGUCGAUCGCACCAACCUCCGCUACCUUCCCCCGCCCCUCUCCCUUCUCCCCUUCCUCCAUUGCCCAUUCCCCCACCUUCUCCUACUCCCUUCCCUCCGCCCACUCCCCCCCCGCCCCCUCCCCCGAUCUUCCCCACUUCUUCCCCUCCAAGCCCCCCCGCUCCCCCGUUUUCUCCCCCACGCUUUCCCCUUCCGCCUCUGCCAGAUUCUCCCCCUGCGCUUCCCCUGCCUACCCUCACGCCGCCCCUCCUUCGCACGCCUCGCAUCAGAAACCCCCCCUUUCACCACGCCAUAACCGCACCACCGCCGCCUCUGUCGACUCAAGCCAGCCGCCAACUUCGAGCUUGCCUCACACCCCAUCCUUGUCCAAAGGAGUUUCUUAUUACGCGCGCCCCUCCCCUCCUUGCCCUGAUUCCGUCCCCUUUAAUGAAGCGGGCUUGGAAGGGCCUCGGGGGCUUAUAAUAUCUGGCUCAAUCGCCGCUAAAUACCCGCCCCAAACCCCAUCCUUGUCCAAAGGAGUCUCUUACUAUGCACACCCUUCCCCCCCCUGCCAUGUGUGUUACCCCUCUCAUGGCCUGGGGAUGGCCCAGUGGACCCCACAGUGCAGCCAUCUGCCUCCGCAGGGGAUUUCUCAGGAGAAUUCUCAGGUGAAUCCUCAGGAGAGCUCUCAGGUGAAUUCUCAGAAGCAGAAGCUCUUGGAGCAGGCUUGGCAGCAGCUGGGUCAGCAGGAAGCUCGGCAGCAGGCGCAGCAUCAGCCUCAGCAGCAGGCUCGGCAGCAGGUUAGGCAGCAGGUUCGGAAACAAGUUCGGAAGAGCACUACUGGCUUGCCUGAUGACAGCAGCAAACAUCUAUCUGACAUUGAUCCGCAUCACGUCCCACCUUACCUCCCCCAAAGUCCAGGCUCAAGUGAGGUACCGGGAGUCCUAGUGGGUGGCAAGCUUCCCGUAGUUGCAGGUCCCGUAGGUCAAUCAGCACAGAGAAUCGAGGACAGCUCGCAGAAUUCGCAGAAUUCACGCUCUUCGCGGUGCUUUGUGAGAUCGCAGAGCGCAGACUUUGUAAGGGCUGAAAGGGGGGACAGAAGACAGCAGAGCCUGGAUGCACCUCAAGGGGGGAGGAGAGGGCAUGGCAGGGCUCCGAGCGUUGGUGCUGGGACGGGCCAGGAAAUGAGUUCCCGAGGAAUGAGCGCCGAGGAAAGGAGUCCCUGGGGACCUCCUUUACCAAGGAGCCCUGGGAAGUCGUGCUUAUCAUUAGCGAAUGGAUCGGGUGGACGGAAGUUGAAGAAGCAGGUAUCUUUUGAUCGAGUGGUGCGCGUUCGUAGAUUCGCAUUGUGCGAAGGGCUGGUUGAACCAGGGCCCACACCCGAGGGUUGACUUGGGUACGGAGAUUGCCAAGUUUCAUUUGAGACUAUGAUGGCUUGUUAUGGAGUUGUCUGGCCAAGUUCUAUGUUGGUUUAUGGAAUUGGUUAUAAUGACUUUGUUGCG
This is a messenger RNA of Closterium sp. NIES-67, 4596 nucleotides long. Lineage: Eukaryota; Viridiplantae; Streptophyta; Zygnematophyceae; Desmidiales; Closteriaceae. The record is from the annotation of a GenBank genome assembly.